This is a messenger RNA of Olea europaea var. sylvestris, 1888 nucleotides long. RefSeq lists its product as uncharacterized. Lineage: Eukaryota; Viridiplantae; Streptophyta; Magnoliopsida; Lamiales; Oleaceae. Gene Ontology annotation, cellular component: ESCRT III complex; multivesicular body; cytoplasmic side of plasma membrane. The record is from RefSeq and is a predicted model, not a curated record. Gene Ontology annotation, biological process: late endosome to vacuole transport via multivesicular body sorting pathway; vesicle budding from membrane. The coding region runs from base 354 to 1706 and encodes 450 amino acids. The transcript is spliced from 8 exons.
GAAAAAAUAAAAAUGUUUAGGGUCCAAUAAAAUCACAAAAACACCGGCAUAAUCAGGAACCAGAAAACCCAUUAAGAAUUGAGUUAAUGGAAGGAUCUUUGAAUUAUUGUUCUACAUGAUUUCGACAAUGAAGUGGUAGUUUUGAAGCUACCUCUUGUUCUCUCUUUCGAACACGAGAAGAAGAAAUUGAAGAUUAAACUCGACCCUGACAAGAUAAAUUUCUCUUUUGCACAUGAAGUGGGGAACAAAAAGAAAUCCCAAAUUUACCUAGUGGGAGUGGGGAAUAAAGUUUAAACAGGGAAAAUAUAGGUUGAAAUUGAAAAGAAGCUAGUAUAUUUAUCAAGUGAUGAGGUAUGGAUGCCGAGAAGAGAAAUAUCGAGGAAGAAAGGAUGGUGGCCAAUUUUUUGAUGAAGGAGGUGAGAGAUUGGGACAAUGAAGAGAAGAUGAAAUCCAGGUUCAAGGCACUGAGUGGACAGAGGUGCGAUUGGGAGCCCCUUUACUUUUUCUGGAGGGACCUGAUCAUCAAAGUAGCUAGGCACCUUCACAUAUUCAUCCUUCAUCCUAGCCACGUCAAAAAUUUAUGGUUCCGUCGAGGUGGCUUAUCCCCUUUGUGCCUUGAUCGUGUACUUGUGGAAAUGCAUAAUGCUGGGGAUUUAUUGCCAGUUACACAUCUCUUGGAUCCAACAACUGAAGGUUGGCGGCUACCUCAGAUUUUUCGCAAAGCAGCACAUCUAAUGAGCUUAUCUUGGGCAUCAACUACGCUUGAGAGUCUGACGGAAGACUGCUACAUACUGGCCCCGAUGUUAAAGGAAAAAUCUCUCGAAGUUGUCAAGUAUUUUUCUCAAAAUCAUUGGACGCCUUCAUGCGUUAUCACAAUGAGAAAGUUCCAGGAAAUUUGUGGAGGGUCAAAGGAAGCAUCCGUAAUUUUGAGUCACUUGUCUGAAUGUCAGAAAGCAAAGUACCUUGUGAUCAACAAAAACGAUCGUGUAGAGGGAGUAAAAGUUUGUCUUAAUCCAGGAGCAGUUUCUAGCAUCACAAGUGUAGAUUACAAUGUUUUACACUUAAUCUGGACAGCGGAAAAACUUGAGCAACAGCUUGAUUUGAUUGACCAGCGUUAUGAAAAAACUAGGAAGUCAGCUCUAGCUUCUUUGAAAUGUGGCAACAAAAGUGCAGCCCUGAGAUGUGCAAAAGAACUAAAGCUGACAUCUCAGAGCCGAGAUAAAUGCACAAACCUGUUGGACCGAGUUGAAGAAGUUCUUAGAGUUAUCUCUGACGCUGAGUCCUCUAAUAAGGUUUCUGAGGCUAUCCAAAUAAGUACACAAGCAUUGAAGGAUAAUCAGACAACUGUUGAAGAAGUUACUCUGUGUCUUCAGCAUCUUGAUGAGAGCAUUGAUUCUUUGAAGCAAGUGGACAAAGUUUUAGGAUCAGAUUUAGCAUUAACUGAAAUUGAAGAGGAAGAUCUUGAAGAUGAGUUCACUAAACUCGAGCUGGAAAUCGAGUCUCAACCAAGUCAAGGUCCCACAAAAGUUGGAAUGGGCAAUAGUACGGGAAUAGCCGAGGUUUCAGCUGCUACUAAUGCAUUAAGCGAUGCUCUGUCCAAUCUCAGUCUUAAAGAUGGUGCAGCGUUGGAUUCAGUGACAGAAUUUUCUGUGAAGACGACGAGCAAAAAUCAGGUGUCAAAAGAUGCUAAUUUGGAACCUGCUUGACUAACGUAUGUAGCAGUUCAUGUAUUGAAUGUGAUGAGCUUCAAUAACUUUGGCCACUUGUGGCUCAUAAAUUGGAGUUGUGUGUAGUUUUAUUUAUUUGUGUCUUCAUUCUCUUCAUAUUGUUUGGUCUCUUGCAAGGCUUCACAAAUUACAACUGGGGCUGGAGUUUGAUCUUUUUUUCA